AUGGCACUUUUCACCACCAAUGGCCCCUCACUUCGGUGGCUUGUGGGAGGCAGCGGUAAAAGUGGCCGAGAAGCAUUUGUUCCGUCAGCUAGGCGCUUCUCGUCUUUCCUUCGAGGAUUGACGCAGAUCGAGUCCCAAAUGAACUCGCGACCAUUAGUGCCACUUUCAGAAGACCCCAACGAUCUGUCCGCACUAACACCCGCCCAUUUCCUCAUCGGUACUACGAUGAAUGCUCUGCCCGACCCAGAUCUACAUCACAUUCCUACCAAUCGUCUUGACCACUAUCAACAGCUUCAAAUGCACACACAAAAAUUCUGGGAUCAUUGGAAACGCGAGUAUAUUCAGGAGCUCCAGAAAGAUACGAAGCGGUGUAACCUGAAUAACGAGAUCCAGCCAGGUCGGAUGGUCGUAAUCGUCGACGAGUUCCAAGCACCGAUUCGUUGGCCGCUGGCCCGCAUUGCUGAAAUUCAUCCCGGAAAAGACAACAUAACUCGGGUUGUCUCUCUACGCACAUCGAAAGGUAUCAUAACUCGUCCCAUCACAAAAAUAGCUCUCUUGCCGUUGAUUGACGCUACAAAUUCGAAUGAGGACUCAUCCAUGGUGAACAAUCAGCAAACUGUCCAACCUCCAGCGCACUAUCAUCAUAGGGAAUGA
This is a messenger RNA of Toxorhynchites rutilus septentrionalis, 654 nucleotides long. RefSeq lists its product as uncharacterized. The transcript has a single exon. NCBI's taxonomy places the organism in Eukaryota, Metazoa, Arthropoda, Insecta, Diptera, Culicidae. The coding region runs from base 1 to 654 and encodes 217 amino acids. The record is from RefSeq and is a predicted model, not a curated record.